This is a messenger RNA of Pectinophora gossypiella (pink bollworm), 1031 nucleotides long. RefSeq lists its product as uncharacterized. The record is from RefSeq and is a predicted model, not a curated record. The coding region runs from base 44 to 754 and encodes 236 amino acids. NCBI's taxonomy places the organism in Eukaryota, Metazoa, Arthropoda, Insecta, Lepidoptera, Gelechiidae. The transcript is spliced from 5 exons.
CCUGGUCCAAUGGAAUGUAGUUAGUUUGUGCACGUAUUUCAAGAUGGUCGCAGUAGUUUUAACUAAUUUGUGUUUAUAUUGUUUGUACGUUGGUACUUGGGAGAACCCUAUUCCUCCAGUAACGUUUGACGUCACCACGAAUGCAACGAAUCCGAUGAGGGUUGGCGACGUCGUGGAGUAUAAUUGUACUGCUCACGACUUAUUCAGGCCAGAAUCUACCAUCGUUUGGAAGCAGGCACGAGGCUCAGUAGAACGCAGAAUGAUAGCGGGUCAUAACGGACUGGUUUGGCGGAAGACAAUUCAGUCUUCAGACCAUGGUACAGAGGUCUUCUGUGCAGCCUCGUUCUUUAGGAAAAGACCGGAUAGACCAGGACAGUUGAACACAUUCUAUGCAUUUUCGGAUAAGAUACCUAUACAGGUCGAAGGGGGAUCACAAGCCAUAGAAAAAAAAAGUAAAGAGAAAUUAACGUUGAGCGUGCGGCCAGCAGCCAGUUCCUAUAAAGCUGGUGACUACGUCGAGUAUACGUGCACAGCUGAGAACAUGCGGUACCCGGUGAUCGACAUACGACAGCGGCAGGGUCACAUAGAAAGGCAGGUCUAUGUCGGUUACCAAGCGGGAGGAUACCGGUGGAAGGGGCACAAUUUGACGGAAUCCGAUAAUGGCAGCGUCAUAUACUGCCAAGCUUGGCAGCUAGACAGUCGAUACAACAGCUAUGCCUUCAAUGGCGAACCUUUUACCUUAAAUGUGCAUUGAUUUGACAAUAACAUACGCAUAACACCAAAUUAACGGGGAGUUUUCCAGUUAGUUCCAUCCGGGGCUCUCUUUUAGAGAUAAGUCCACCUUUUGUACCUUUUGUUUUAUUUUUUGUUUUUGUCAUUAAUCAUGUAUUAAUAUGUAAUAGAGUAAAUUUAGUUCCAACAUUAUGAGAUCCAGAGAUGGCGUUAACAUCAUUUUAGGAAAACUUUUGUAUGGGAUUUGGGAUGAUAUUUAACAUCUUGUAAAAGCUUCUUAAAUAAAUAGAAAAAAGAUA